GGUGACUGGAUCUUCAGGUAUACCAACCCAGGGGGCAAAAUAUCGCGAGAGAAAAUCAUAUUCCCCGGUCCCCCUCAUCGUCAAAAUUACCCCUUUAACUAGGGGUUCCCCCUGAGGGGUCUGCUUCAAAGCUUGGGGGUCCACUUCUAAAUUCUCGAGCUGGGUCCUCGUGAAAGAGUCGGGUAAUCUUAGGAGAAGUUUUUUAGUUGAGGGAGAGUAUUGCACAUCUUGAAGAGGUAUAUCCCCUACUGCUGUGGUGAUGAGUGGCUGAAUGUCUGAAGUGUGCUCUAUAUGUUUGGGAGGAUUGAGUGGAAAGUCUAGCGUUAUUUCUUCCCCGUUUCGGACAGCUUUCAGGACCCCGCUCUUGGUACGGAACCGCAACUCGUGGUUCGGGUUUUCGAGUCUGUGGAGUAAAACUGCUGACGUGGCCAAAGUCGCGUGACCACACAGGUCGACUUCGACUGUGGGCGUGAACCAGCGGAGGCCGAAUUCCGAGCCGGUCUGGAACGUGGACGCGUCACCUUCUUUCUCUACGACAAAAGCAGUCUCCGAUAGGUUCAUUUCGGCCGCAAUUUUCGUCAUGGUGACGUCAUUUAUACGGUCGGCAAUGUCUCUUCGAAUGAGACAGACGGCUGCAGGGUUGCCUGCAAACGGCUUACUCGAGAAAGAGUCCACCACGAAAGUUUCGAUCUCCAUUUUCAGCUAGCCAGCAUUAGAGCCCCACCCACUCAAAGAACUAGCGCAUGCGCACUAGCUAAACCAACUGAGCCCCGCCCAUAAUGUUUACGUGUGUGUGGGCGUGUGCGCGUAGAGAACGGGAUCGAUCAUGGCUGACUCAACCGGUAUACAACAGAGGCAGAGAGAGGAGGAACAACUUCACGUGGGAGCAGUGGAUGUCCAGAUCCAAUCGGAAGCUGACGACUCAUCAGACAAUCCGCCAGAGUAUGCCACUGUAUUGGAAGAAGGUGGUGCGGGGACAGAGGGCCAAGAAAACGGAGCUCAACCGCUCAGCUACGAGGCAGCAAUGGCAGGAGAUGUCCCGUCACAACCACCACCGUCCACUGAAGUCCUAACUGCUGAGGCCCCGCCCUCUUAUCUUCAGCUGUUUGGUGGCAAGGAGGAGGAGGAGACAGAUGGUGUGGGACGAAGGAGACGUCACCGGAGACUAGAGGGUGAUGACAACGAUGACGAGGGGAGGAUGGGGCACUUGAGACUGCUGAAUCUCAUCCCCACUAACAGAAAAUCUGCCUACAGAUGUGGUGCAGUGAUGGCAUUACUGCUACUUCUGACUGUCCUUUCGCUCUGUAUGGUGGUAGUAGGUUCCGUACAUUACAACCAGUGCUCGGUGCAAGAGGUCCCCCUCUACCUCAUAGUCGGUGGCAUAUUCCUACUGGUAGAGAUCGUUCUUCACUCACUACUGUGGACGGCACAGAAACUGUCUAAUGACGAACCAGUCUACAAUAUCAUCAGGAAAUUUGACUGCAUCGCCCUGUUUCUCGUAGUCUGGCUAGUGGUUGGCUCGGCGUGGAUUUUCAAGGCCGGGAGAGACAAUUUGUGCAGCGACUUCGUGGACCAAGUCACAGCCCCUCCAGUUAAUGUUACUACUACUGGAGAUGUUGGAGAUUCGGAGCUGUCUGAAUCAGGGGCCGAGUGUGAAGAUUGUCCGUCGGGAGUCUAUGUGUUCACGGUGUUCCUCAUUCUGUUCCAGUAUCUCAUGAUUCUACUGCUGGGAAUAUGCUGCUGUACCUCCUCCGUCAGAUAUAGAAGACACUAGCCAUGCAUAUGUCGUGCAGUACCAAACAUAAUUAUUUUAUACUUCUUUUGUCAAUGGCUACUUUGUUGAGAAGCAUUGUAUUAUUAUAAAGCUCAAAAGACAAGUAUAGAGCCACUUACUGUCU
Messenger RNA from Geodia barretti, 1898 nucleotides. NCBI's taxonomy places the organism in Eukaryota, Metazoa, Porifera, Demospongiae, Tetractinellida, Geodiidae. The record is from the annotation of a GenBank genome assembly.